UUCUCACCGGUCUCUGUCGUGCUUUUUUUUUGGGGGGGGGGCCGCAGUCGAAGCAUGUCUGGGAUACUAAAGCUGCUGGACGUGCGCUGGAGCAGGCCCGUCGUGGCACAUCUGCAGCCCGUCGUGGCACGUCUGCAGCCCGUCGUGGCACGUCUGCAGCCCAUCGUGGCACGUCUGCAGCCCGUCAGGACUUUCCGCUGCACCACUGCAAGACAAGAUGAGCAAAGCGAGGCGUCCACCGUGCUGGGCAAGCGCUGGAAGGACACGGCGGAGACGGUGGUGAUCGGCGGCGGCUGCGUGGGCGCCAGCCUGGCGUACCACCUGGCCAAGGCCGGCAUGAAGGACGUGGUGCUGCUGGAGAAGUCCGAGCUGACCGCCGGGUCCACCUGGCACGCGGCCGGCCUGACCACGUACUACCACCCGGGCAUCAACCUGAAGAAAGUCCACUACGACAGCAUCAAACUCUACGAGCGCUUGGAGGCCGAGACUGGACAGGCGGUGGGCUUCCACCAGCCGGGCAGCGUCCGCAUCGCCUCCACGUCGGCCCGGGUGGACGAGAUGAGAUACCAGAUGACCCGCACACACUGGCAUGUGACCUCCCAGUCCAUGAUCGGACCUGAGGAAGUCCACCAACUCUUCCCUCUGCUCAACAUGGACAAGGUCUUGGCGGGCCUGUACACUGCGGGAGACGGCCACAUCGACCCUUACUCCCUGACCAUGGCCCUGGCUGCGGGGGCUCGCAUGUACGGCGCCCAGAUCUACAACCCAGCGCCCGUCACGGGCCUCCAGCCCACCGCCGACGGCAAGUGGGACGUCCAGACGCCGCACGGAACCAUCCGGGCCGAUCGCAUCGUCAACGCCACAGGUUUUUGGGCGCGGGAGGUGGGCAAAAUGAUCGGAUUCGAGCACCCUACCAUCCCGGUGCACCACCAGUACGUGGUGACGGCGACAGUGCCGGAGGUGAAGGCUCUGAAGAAGGAGCUGCCAGUCAUCCGAGACCUGGAGGGUUCCUACUACCUCCGCCAGGAAAGGGACGGCCUCCUGUUCGGACCCUACGAGCAAAUGGAGAAGAUGGUCCUGCAGGACUCUUGGGUCAGGGACGGAGUACCCCCCGGUUUUGGCAAGGAGCUGUUUGAGUCGGACCUGGACCGGAUCAUGGAGCACGUGGAGAUGGCCAUGGAGAUGGUCCCCGUGCUUAAGAAGGCCGACAUCAUCAACAUCGUGUCCGGCCCCAUCACCUACACCCCGGACCUGCUGCCCAUGGUGGGACCCCAUCAGGGGGUCCGCAACUACUGGACCGCCAUCGGAUUCGGGUACGGAGUCAUCCACGCCGGCGGGAUCGGCAAGUUCCUGAGUGACUGGAUCACCAGCGGCGAGCCUCCCUACGACCUCAUCGAGUGUGACCCCAACCGCUACGGCAAGUGGGCCGACGUGCCCUUCAUGUGCGCCAAGGCCAGAGAAUCCUACGGCUUCAACAACGUGGUGGGUUACCCCAAAGAGGAGCGCUUCGCCGGCCGACCGACGGAGCGUGUGAGUGGUGUGUACCACCUGCUGAAGGACCAAGCAUCUAUGGGCUUCCACGCUGGCUGGGAACAACCUCACUGGUUCUACAAGGAGGGAGACCACACACAAUACAAGCCCAGUUUCAGGCGUACCAACUGGUUUGGACCAGUGGGCCGUGAGUGCCAGCUGGUGAUGGAGAAGGUGGGCGUGAUAGACCUCACUCCUUUUGGCAAGUUCACGGUGAAGGGCAAGGACUCUUACCAGCUGCUGGACCGCCUGUUUGCCAACACCAUGCCCAAGGUGGGCCAGACUAACAUCAGCCACAUGCUGACCCCCUCUGGCAGGGUCUACGCCGAGGUCACCAUCACCCAGUUGGCGCCCGGAGAGUUUUUGCUCAUCACCGGCUCCGGGUCGGAGCUGCAUGACCUCAGGUGGAUUGAGAGCGAGGUGGCGGCGGGCGGCUACGACGUGGACGUGGUGAAUGUGACAGACAACAUGGGUGUGAUGGGCAUCGCGGGGCCAAAAUCCCGCAAGGUCCUUCAGAAGCUGACAGAGGAGGACAUGAGCGAUUCUGGGUUCAAGUUCCUGCAGUGCAAGUCCAUGCAGUUGGCCGGCGUGCCGCUUCGGGCCAUCAGGAUCUCUUACACCGGUGAGCUGGGCUGGGAGAUGUACAUGUGCCAGAAGGACAUGGCGGCCGUGUACUUGGCCAUCAUGGAGGCGGGCAAAGACGAGGGCAUCGACAACUUCGGCACCUACGCCAUGUCCUCGCUGCGGCUGGAGAAGGGCUUCCGGGGUUGGGGCGCUGAGAUGAACUGUGACACCAACCCUCUGGAGGCGGGGCUGGACUAUUUCAUCAAGCUCAACAAGCCCGCCGACUUCAUCGGCAAGGCCGCCCUCCAGGAGAUCAAAGCCAAGGGCCUGACCAGGAAGUUGUCCUACAUCGCGGUGGACACGCACGACAUCGACCCCGAGGGCAACGAGACGGUGUGGCACGACGGCAAGGUGGUGGGCAACACCACCUCCGGCGCCUACAGCUACAGCUCCCAGCAGAGCCUGGCGUUCGCCUACCUUCCCGUGGACCUGUGCUCCGUGGGCCAGAAGGUGGAGGUGGAGCUGCUGGGCACGAAGUACCCGGCCGCGGUCAUCCAGGAGCCCCUGGUCCUCACCGAGCCCACGCGGACCCGCCUGCAGAAGAAAGCCAAGAGCAAAGCAUAAUAAGUGCGACUGUGGUUUAUUUACAGGACCAUUCAAGGAUGACUCAACGGGGAACUGAAUCCUUAUUAUAUUAGAAGUGUUUUACAUGCAGUCUAAAGCGUAAAAUACAGGCUAGCAAGAGUCAGCAAACAAUGGAGCAACUAAAAAACAUCCAAAAACCUCCAUCAACGUUUUAUAUGCACGCUGUAAGCAUAUAUGCAAUGUAGUGAUUUCUUUCCGAUCUGAUACCGAGUAAAAUUCAGGUUGGUAUCGGCGAUACCGAUCCCAUACCAACACUUUGUGCAAACAUACCUAAUUUGUCCGCUAAAAUUUAAAAAGUCGGAAUAUAUCUACAGCAUGAAUAAAGUCUAGUGAGUUAGUUAAUUAAAAACAUAAAAUGUUACUAGCUUAUGAAGCACCCCCCGCGACCCCAAAAGGGACAAGCGGUAGAAAAUGGAUGGACGGAUGGAUGGAAAUAUGACAACAACCAUAACAAACACUGUUAAAUAUGUUAAGUUAAAGUUAAAGUACCAAUGACUGUCACACACACACUAGGUGUGGCGAAAUUAUUCUCCGCAUUUGACCCAUCACCCUUGAUCGCCCCCGUGGGGGGUGAGGGGAGCAGUGAGCAGCAGCGGUGGCCGCGCCCGGGAAUAAUUUUGGGUGAUUUAACCCCCAAUUCCAACCCUUGAUGCUGAGUGCCAAGCAGGGAGGUAAUGGCUGCCAUUUUUAUAGUCUUUGGUAUGACUCGGGCCGGGGUUUGAACCCACGACCUACCCAUCUCAGGGCGGAAUUUUUUUCCGGAUAUGGGAAAAAACAACAGUGAAAAUGUAAAAAAAUU
This is a messenger RNA of Nerophis lumbriciformis (worm pipefish), 3538 nucleotides long. RefSeq names its product dimethylglycine dehydrogenase (gene dmgdh). The record is from RefSeq and is a predicted model, not a curated record. Gene Ontology annotation, cellular component: mitochondrion. Gene Ontology annotation, molecular function: protein binding. NCBI's taxonomy places the organism in Eukaryota, Metazoa, Chordata, Actinopteri, Syngnathiformes, Syngnathidae.